AUGCUGGGGCAGCAGCACUUCACCUCCAAUCCGCUGUGCCGUCUGUCAGACGUGCCUGCGCGUUUUCGUGCGUCAUCGCGGCCGGAUAAUGAGGUCAGCCUGGUGGUGGUGGCGGGGCGCGAGGUGGUAGUGCGCACGCCCGCAGGCGCGCUGGGGCCGGGCGUCCACCAGGACCUGCAGGCGCUGCUGCUGCGGCAGGAUGACCCAGAGCUGCGGCUGGAAGGGGAGCAGAUAGCGCUGGAGUGGGUGCCAGACGACGGCAUGCAAGCAGUGUCCCUGCCGCUCUACCUGCUGGGCCAGGACGUCAGCGGGCGCUGGACAUUCGCACUCGACAUCAGCGCAGCGCGUGACCUUUUCCUGGGGUUCCUGCGGGACUCCUGUGAAUUGGAGGUGGCCAUGAAGGACGUGCGCGUGCUGCUACCAGGCCUCAGCCUUGACGCAUGUGCCAUUGCAGGCCAGGCUGUUGCGCUUUCACAGUGGCAUCAGCCGACCGUGCCCUUUGAGGCGGGGACUCGGCGUCGCUGCAGCGGCCCCGGUGCUCACAAGCUGUACCCGCGCACAGACCCGGUGGUGAUCAUGCUGGUGGAGUCACCAGACGGGACGCGCGCGCUGCUGGGCCGCAGCGCCAAAAGCACGCCCGGCAUGUACACUUGCCUGAGUGGUUUCAUCGACCAGUGCGAAGGCAUUGAGGAGGCGGUGAGGCGCGAGGUCAUGGAGGAGGCGCGCAUCGCCGUCAGCGAGGUUCAGAUUCUCGGGACACAGCCCUGGCCAAUCGGGCGCUACGGCUCCUGCGAGCUGAUGAUUGGGUGCGUGGCCAAGGCGCAGUCCUACGAGGUGCUGCUCAACACCAGCGAGAUGGAGGACGUGCAGUGGUACGAUCGCGCGGAGCUGGCGGCUGCUGUGCAGUGGUACGACAACUCCAUCCCCCUGCAAGAGGCGCAGAAGCGGGGCCCUGGUUUGUCGAGCCAGACAGUGCAGUGA
Messenger RNA from Monoraphidium neglectum, 981 nucleotides. RefSeq lists its product as hypothetical. Bases 1 to 981 code for a protein of 326 amino acids. NCBI's taxonomy places the organism in Eukaryota, Viridiplantae, Chlorophyta, Chlorophyceae, Sphaeropleales, Selenastraceae. Gene Ontology annotation, biological process: NADP+ catabolic process; NAD+ catabolic process. The record is from RefSeq and is a predicted model, not a curated record. The transcript is spliced from 6 exons. Gene Ontology annotation, molecular function: NADH pyrophosphatase activity. Gene Ontology annotation, cellular component: cytosol.